AUGUAUGUUCCUUGCGAUGUAUCUUCUCCUCCACGAUUCGUCGUUAACCUUGAUAUGCCUCCAGCAUUGAGAUGGCAACAUAUCGUACGUCUUCUAUAUGCAGAUCAACUUCAUGAAGUUGAGAAAAAGAUCGAAUCCAUGGUAGAUGAAAUUUUUGGUCAAUACAUAGGUCCUAUGCUUGAAAAAGUCCUAUCAACAAUUAUGGUCGGUAUAACACGAUUGGGACUAGUUUAUUAUGGGCAAGAAUUGAAAGGUCUCUCAAACGAUACUGGAAUACCAUUAGGUAGACUAGUAAUGAUGCAAUUUGUUUAUGAAUGUUUUGCAUGUUGUACGUCGUUUGUGUGUCAAGAUGAACAAACCAAUAUUCCAAUGCAUAUUAGAACCAUGGAUUGGGAAUUCGACUUUUUGAAACCAUUGACCAUCGAUGUUGAUUUUCAAGAGAAUGAUCAAACCGUUUUUAAAGCAACAACAUGGAUUGGCUAUGUUGGAAUUUUAACAGGAAUGAGAGUUCAAAACGGUUAUUCUGUAUCGGUUAAUUUUCGACAUGCAGGCGGACAAUUGACAACAAAUCUCAAAACCGCUUAA
Rotaria socialis is the source of this 585-nucleotide messenger RNA. Lineage: Eukaryota; Metazoa; Rotifera; Eurotatoria; Philodinida; Philodinidae. The record is from the annotation of a GenBank genome assembly.